Dipodomys ordii (Ord's kangaroo rat) is the source of this 2253-nucleotide messenger RNA. It is a transcript of the gene Capn8, whose product is annotated as calpain 8. Gene Ontology annotation, cellular component: cytoplasm. Gene Ontology annotation, biological process: proteolysis. The record is from RefSeq and is a predicted model, not a curated record. Gene Ontology annotation, molecular function: calcium ion binding; calcium-dependent cysteine-type endopeptidase activity. NCBI's taxonomy places the organism in Eukaryota, Metazoa, Chordata, Mammalia, Rodentia, Heteromyidae. Bases 1 to 2112 code for a protein of 703 amino acids. The transcript has 21 exons.
AUGGCAGCCCUGGCAGCUAGAGCAUUGAAGCAGCGCGCAGCUGCUGAAGGCCUUGGCACCCACCAGAAAGCUGUGAAAUACUUGAGCCAGGAUUUUGAAGCAUUGAAGAAACAGUGCUUGGACUCAGGGGUCCUAUUUAAAGACCCAGAAUUCCCUGCGUGUCCAUCAGCCUUGGGCUACAAGGAUCUUGGCCCAGGCUCCCCACAAACUCAAGGCAUCGUCUGGAAGCGACCCACGGAAUUGUGUCCAAACCCUCAGUUUAUCAUUGGUGGAGCCACACGUACAGACAUCCGUCAGGGUGGUCUCGGUGACUGUUGGCUUCUGGCAGCCAUUGCCUCCCUCACCCUGAACGAGAAGCUGCUUUAUCGAGUAGUCCCCAAGGACCAGAGCUUCCAAAAGAACUAUGCAGGCAUCUUUCAUUUCCAGUUCUGGCAGUUUGGAGAGUGGGUGGAGGUGGUCAUUGAUGACAGGUUGCCCACCAAGAAUGGACAGCUGCUCUUCCUCCACUCUGAAGAGGGCAAUGAAUUUUGGAGCGCUCUGCUGGAGAAAGCCUAUGCCAAGCUCAAUGGUUCUUAUGAAGCUCUUGCUGGAGGAUCCACAAUAGAAGGGUUCGAAGAUUUCACAGGUGGCAUCUCUGAAUUUUACGAUCUGAAGAAAGCACCGGGAAAUCUGUACCAUAUCAUCCGCAAGGCCCUUCAUGCAGGAUCUCUGCUCGGCUGCUCCAUCGAUGUCUCCAGUGCAGCGGAAGCAGAAGCUAUCACCAGCCAGAAGCUGGUUAAAAGUCACGCAUACUCUGUCACUGGAAUUGAAGAGGUGGAUUUCCAUGGCCGUCUGGAGAAGCUGAUCAGACUCAGGAACCCAUGGGGCGAAGUGGAGUGGUCGGGAGCCUGGAGUGAUGAUGCCCCUGAGUGGAAUUACAUAGAUCCCAGGAGAAAGGAAGAGCUGGACAAGAAGGCUGAGGAUGGCGAGUUCUGGAUGUCAUUUUCAGACUUCUUGAAGCAAUUCUCUCGCCUGGAGAUCUGCAACCUGUCUCCAGACUCUCUGAGCAGCGAGGAAGCGCACAAAUGGAACCUGGUGCUUUUCAAUGGCCGCUGGACUAGGGGCUCCACUGCUGGGGGCUGCCAGAACUACCCAGCCACAUACUGGACCAAUCCUCAGUUCAAAAUCCAUUUGGAUGAGGUGGAUGAGGACCAAGAAGAGGGCAUCGGUGAACCCCGCUGCACGGUGGUACUUGGUCUGAUGCAGAAGAACCGCAGGCGACAGAAGAGGCUGGGGCAGGGCAUGCUCAGCAUCGGCUAUGCUGUCUAUCAGGUUCCGAAAGAGCUGGAGAGUCACACAGAUGUUCACCUGGGCUGGGACUUCUUCCUGGGCCACCAGCCCUCUACCCGUUCCAGCACCUACAUCAACCUGCGGGAGGUAUCGGGCAGGGCCCAGCUGCCACCUGGGCAGUAUCUGGUGGUGCCAUCUACCUUUGAACCCUUCAAGGAUGGUGACUUCUGCUUGAGGGUCUUCUCGGAGAAGAAGGCAAAGGCCCUGGAAAUUGGAAAUGUUGUAGCUGGAGACCCACAUGAGCCACAUGCCAGUGAGGUGGAUCAAGGAGAUGAGCAGUUCUGGAGCCUGUUUGAGGAGUUGGCAGGGAAGGAGUCUGAAAUUGGUGCCAAUCAGCUCAAGAGAGUUCUGAAUGACGUGUUAUUCAAACGAACAGACAUAAAAUUUGAUGGAUUCAGUAUCAACACUUGCUGGGAAAUGAUCAGUCUGUUGGAUAGCAAUGGGACAGGUACCUUGGGACCUGUGGAAUUCAAGACACUCUGGCUGAAGAUUCAGAAGUAUCUGGAGAUCUAUAAGGAAAUGGAUUACAACCACUUAGGGACCAUCAAUGCCCAUGAGAUGAGGACAGCCCUCAAGAUGUCAGGUUUCACCCUCAACAACGAGGUACAGCAGACCAUUGCCAUGCGCUAUGCAUGCAGCAAGCUCCUCAUCGACUUUGAUGGCUUCAUUGCUUGCAUGAUCCGUCUGGAGACCCUCUUCAAACUGUUCAAGCUUUUGGACAAAGACCAGGAUGGCAUUGUUCAGCUCUCUCUAGCUGAGUGGCUGUGCUGCGUGUUGGUCUGACCAGUGUUUUGGACAUCAACAACAUUCUCCACCACCUCGCUUGACUCUUUCCCCCCUUUCUUUAUAGUCUUAUGAGCAAUGAUCCUCAAUUGGCAACGACUAGUUAUUCAUAUGGUUCCAGCCUAUCAGUGUUCCCAGAGA